UUCCUCCCCGGGCCAUUUCCCCGACCACCGAUACGAUGCCCUUCUCGCCGCCACGCGACACGAGGGAGAAAGAUAUCCGAUGGCAAGCCUCUGCCAAGGUCGGAUGUCGCGACAGCAGACCUCUGUGGACAGACUACUGGCAGCGGUUCAACACCAUCACCAUUCCGCUGCUUGAUGAGGAUGCCUUUUUUUCCGACGCCCUCGCCGCCGAGAAAGUGGCCCAGGAUCGCAGACAUCUCGAAGAACUCCUUGAGAAGAAAUCCAAGGAGCGCCGCGCCGAGCUUGAGACAGUCGUCGACAAGAUCCUGUACACGGCGAUGUUUGACAAGAACCCCUUCUCACCAGAGGCUGCCUGGGACGCUGUGGACAAAGUCGGGCGGUCCGGGAGUCUGGAUAGCUUUAUCCAGUUGGCCAGUGGCAUCAUCUGGGGCUGGGGGGAGAGACAGCUAGGCGAGCGCAGACCACGGCGUGAGCGCUCGCCCUCGCCUUGCACUUUCACCGAAACGCAGGAGAUGCCCCACAUGUACUCGCCCUAUCCUAUAGUCUCCGACAACUGGGAUCUCUUACAUCAUGAUAUGGGCCCUUCGGUCACUGAGUUACCGGCCUCGCCAGAACAGCGGCAGCUACCACCACCAACUUUAGCACCCUGUGGCACGGCGGCACGAGUGGAGGAUAUCGAGACCACGGAUGGCGUUGGAUAUAGCGCCCUGGAGUGGUCGCGCAAACCACCGAAGGCAUCAUCAGAGAUGGAACCAGCCGUUAGAGCACCUCGGGAGAGUCCUACAAUGUCACAGUCCGUCACCGUCAACAGUUCUCCAACAGACCCUGCUUUGCCACCAUCCCCUAGCGACGCUCGCCCCUCACUCACAGCGUCCCAAACUACGCCCACAACGCCUCCAGAUCCUCCCAGCGAUGGGGAAGUCGACAUGCCACAGCCGCUACUUUUCACGCAGCCCUCGAGCCCUCAACGGGAAGGGGGCCAAGAACCAGGUGCCGAUGCUUGUCGGGCUAGCCUGGGUGGAAAGUCCAAGCCAAGGGGCAAGAGGCGGUUUCACGAGCUGGAAGGCUCGGAUCUCGAAAAUGCAGCGUAUGUUAAACGGGCGGGGCGAGAACUUGGGUAAAGAGUCGUCCCAAGAGUGGUCU
Messenger RNA from Thermothelomyces thermophilus ATCC 42464, 1143 nucleotides. RefSeq lists its product as uncharacterized. NCBI's taxonomy places the organism in Eukaryota, Fungi, Ascomycota, Sordariomycetes, Sordariales, Chaetomiaceae. Bases 36 to 1121 code for a protein of 361 amino acids. The transcript has a single exon. The record is from RefSeq and is a predicted model, not a curated record.